Nomia melanderi (Alkali bee) is the source of this 775-nucleotide messenger RNA. It is a transcript of the gene Sf3b6, whose product is annotated as splicing factor 3B subunit 6. The record is from RefSeq and is a predicted model, not a curated record. Gene Ontology annotation, molecular function: mRNA binding. Gene Ontology annotation, cellular component: nucleus; cytoplasm. NCBI's taxonomy places the organism in Eukaryota, Metazoa, Arthropoda, Insecta, Hymenoptera, Halictidae.
GAAAAUUGUACGGAAUUCAACUUUGUGGCUGUAGAGUGAAGACAGUUGUUUGAUAUAAUACGGAUUUGGUUAUAGUUGACAAGGAAAGUAAACUUUGAAUUUUCGUUUUCUUCAUUAGACAACAAAAAGAUAUUAUUUUAUAAACAUGACUAUGGCUAUGUUGCAACGAAGAGCUAACGUAAGAUUACCUCCCGAAGUAAAUAGGGUGUUGUAUAUACGAAAUUUGCCGUAUAAAAUUACGGCUGAAGAAAUGUAUGAUAUUUUCGGCAAAUAUGGAGCCAUUCGACAAAUUAGAGUAGGUAAUACUGCUGAAACAAGAGGAACUGCUUUUGUUGUUUACGAAGAUAUAUUUGAUGCAAAGAAUGCGUGUGAUCAUUUAAGUGGCUUCAAUGUUUGUAAUCGAUAUUUGGUGGUUUUAUAUUAUCAAAGCAAUAAGGCAUUCAAACGAGUCGACGUGGACAAGAAGAUGGAAGAAAUAGACAAAUUAAAGACAAAGUACAAUCUAAAUGAGGAAAAGAAGUAAUUAAAUAAGUCUUUCAUGAUAAGUUAAAUAUAAGUAUUAUAUUAAGAAAGUUUUAAAAAUUAGAACCUGUAUCAUGUUUUAUAUGUAUAAAUAAGAAAUGUGAAGUAUGUAUGUAUAUAUAAACCAGUAAAGUUAUGCAAUUUUUUAAAUUACGGAUCUGAUGUUUAUAACAUGUAACAACAAAAUGUAAAGAUUUGCAAUAUCUUAUUUUUCACUUCUGUCUUGCAUAAGAUAUAAUCAGUUUUCAUUUUC